UUUAGUAAAAAGGUCAGUGUUAGCAUUACAUCAUAUUAAACAAUAAACGAAUUAGUAAAUAUCGAAACAUAUUAUUAUACACUUAGACUUCUCUAUUGUAACCAAACUAGCCUCAAAAAUGUCUGAUGAAACAGAUUUUAACAAAACAAUUAAAACCGAACCGUUCGAUGAUUAUCCUCAAGUGAAACAGGAAUUUGAUGAUUGUGAAAAUACAUCAGAUUUGUAUAUGGAUGAUGAUAUAUGUCUGCAGCAAUUUCUUAAAUCUGAGGUUACAAUUGACGAAGAAAUAAAACAAGAGACGAUUGACGACCAAAAUGAUGUGACUAGUACAAACAAAACUGUUUUAGAUGAAAAUUCUUCCAUGUGUAACGACGAGAUCAGUGAAUCAAGUAUGAUAGUUGAUAGUACGAACAAAUCAAUUGAAAAAGUUUCAGGAAAACGUAAGACAACUAGUAAGUUGAAAUAUAAAUGUAAAUCAUGCAGUAAAACAUUCACAGCAAAACAAGGCUUACAACGACAUGAAAUGAUUCACACUGGGGAACGCCCUUAUGAGUGCAAAAUAUGCAAUAAAACAUUUUUGCAGUUAAGUACUUUAAGAAACCAUUUAACAGUCCAUACUGGAGAACGUCCUUAUGCAUGUGAAAUAUGUAAUAAAACAUUCAAAAUGAAAAAAUUUUUAAAACGACAUAAAGUGGUCCAUUCUGCAGAACGCUCUCAUGAGUGCAAAAUAUGCAAUAAAACAUUCAAAACAAAACAAACAUUAAUUCAACAUAAAAUAGUACAUACUGAAGAACGACCUUAUGCAUGUGAAAUAUGUAACAAAACAUUCAAAUUGAAAAAAAUGUUAAAACAACAUAAAGUGCUCCAUUGUGGAGAACGCUCUCAUGAAUGCAAAAUAUGCAAUAAAACAUUUUCACAUUCAGGUAAUUUAAGACAGCAUUUAUCAGUGCAUAGUGAAGAACGACCUUACACAUGUGAAAUAUGUAAUAAAACAUUCAAAAUGAAACAAAUUUUAAAACAACAUAAAAUGAUUCACACUGAAAAAAGUCCUCAUGAGUGCAAAAUAUGCAAUAAAAGAUUUUCAAUGAUAGGUUCUUUAAUACGGCAUUCAUUAGUGCAUACUGAAGAACGACCUUAUCGAUAUAAAAUGAUUCACACUGAAAAAAGUCCUCAUGAGUGCAAAAUAUGCAAUAAAAGAUUUUCAAUGAUAGGUUCUUUAAUACGGCAUUCAUUAGUGCAUACUGAAGAACGACCUUAUGAGUGCAAAAUAUGCAAUAAAAGAUUUUCACAGGCAGGUAAUUUAAGAAAGCAUUUAUCACUGCAUAUUGAAGAACGACCUUAUGAAUGCAAGACAUGCAAUAAGACAUUCAAAACUAAACAUUUAUUAAGGCAACAUGAAAGAAGACAUACUAGGAAACAAACUGUUAAAAAACAGUCAACAAAACUGUUGAAUCAGUCUAGAAACUGUCCUACCUAA
Molecule: messenger RNA, 1477 nt
Organism: Ctenocephalides felis (cat flea)
Lineage: Eukaryota; Metazoa; Arthropoda; Insecta; Siphonaptera; Pulicidae
Product: zinc finger protein 708-like
Exons: 2
Coding region: 119-1477 (452 amino acids)
Source: RefSeq, a predicted model, not a curated record